This is a messenger RNA of Spinacia oleracea (spinach), 1962 nucleotides long. RefSeq lists its product as uncharacterized. NCBI's taxonomy places the organism in Eukaryota, Viridiplantae, Streptophyta, Magnoliopsida, Caryophyllales, Amaranthaceae. The coding region runs from base 286 to 1755 and encodes 489 amino acids. Gene Ontology annotation, molecular function: protein binding. Gene Ontology annotation, cellular component: cytoplasm; Cul4-RING E3 ubiquitin ligase complex. The record is from RefSeq and is a predicted model, not a curated record. The transcript is spliced from 5 exons.
UCAUGGGAGUAUUUAAGUAACAUCUAAUUUCCUCCCGGAGACAGCUGAUGCAAACGGUAGUACUCAUUCCCAAAUGUUACUUUCUGUGCGGCAAGGUUUAGUAAAAUCAACAAACACCAUCAAGAACAAUCACACAAUUCACAAACCCCACUUCGAAUGCUCUCCUUCACCUUUUUCUUUAUUCUUUACCCAUCUUGAUUCAACCUCAAAAUUCACUGUACUUGUAUGCUCAUCCAAUUGAACUAACACCAAAUCCCAAAGUAUUCAAUAUCUGCUCAUAAUAAAAUGUGGGCAACUUUGAGAAAGGGUGAUGGAGAUUGGUUUUCAGGAAGCUUGAAUAGAGAACUGGGUUUAACUCAACCCAGAAGCUUCAUUCGUCGCCUUUCGGCGUCUCAGGGGCUUGUUCAACAACUUGACUUGUAUGCAAAGUUGGUUGGUCAUGAGGGUUGCGUCAAUACUGUGGAAUUCAAUUCAACUGGCAAGAUGUUGGUGUCAGGUUCAGAUGAUAAACAAGUUAUUUUCUGGGAUUGGGCAUCAAAAAAAAGAACAUUUACAUAUUCGUCUGGGCACUUAGAGAACAUUUUCCAGACCAAGAUAAUGCCGUUUAGUGAUGAUAGGAUUAUAGUCACUUCUGCAGCAGACGGACAGGUGAGGGUUGGUCAAGUCUUAGAGAAUGGGCGUGUUGAUACAAAAAGAUUAGGGAAGCAUCGAGGAGCUGUCUUCAAACUUGCUGUAGAACCUGGAAGUCCUUACAUUCUUUACAGCUGUGGGGAGGAUGGCUUUGUUCAACAUUUUGAUCUGCGAAGCAAUUCUUCCACAAAACUCUUCUCUUGUUGCUCCUUUACAGAAGGUGACGGGUCUGAUUUUUCAAGUAGCGUCCGAUUAAAUGGAAUUGUGACCGAUCCAAGAAAUCCUAAUUAUCUUUCUGUGGGAGGCUCAGAUGAAUAUGUGCGUGUAUAUGACAUGAGAAAAUGUCAUUGGGAUGCAUCCAGUAAUUUGGAUAGACCUGUGAACACCUUUUGUCCUCAUCAUCUGAAAGAGAGUGGGAAUGUUCAUAUCACAGGACUAGCUUACUCAAAUUCAAGUGAGCUGCUUGUAUCGUACAAUGAUGAGCUCAUUUAUUUGUUUCAGAAGAACAUGGGAAUGGGGACAAAUCCAAAGUUACUAUCUGCUGAAGAGCUACAGAAAUUGGAAGAGCCCCAAGUUUUUUCUGGGCAUAGAAAUUCACAAACAGUUAAAGGCGUUAACUUUUUCGGCCCCAAUGAUGAAUAUGUUGUUAGUGGUUCAGAUUGUGGACAUAUCUUUAUAUGGGACAAAAAAGACUCAAAACUUGUACGUUUGAUGGUUGGAGAUAGACAUGUAGUAAAUCAGCUUGAGCAACAUCCAACCAUACCUGUCCUAGCUACUUGUGGUAUAGAAAAGACUGCAAAAAUAUGGUCUCCAGUUUCAAAGAAAGUUCAGCCCCUACCUACUGAUGUAAAAGAGAUUAUGGAGUCGAACCGACAAGGAAGAGAGGAUCAUUCACGGGUGACACUCACUCCUGAUGUGAUAAUGCAUGUAUUACGGCUGCAGAGACGACAAACACUUGCAUAUGUUGAAAGGCGACCAAGGAGAGGUAAUCGUGAGAGUGAGGACGGUGAUGGUGAUGGUGAUGGUGAUGGUGAUGGUGAUGGUGAAGGAGAAGCUUAUAUUUUGAGGUUUUCGGAUAGGGAUGCUGCCACUGAUGGUGACCCUAGGGAAUGCAACAUUAGCUAGUUAGUUUUCACUUUUCAGUUGUUCUGUAAUCUGUAUCCCUGUAUUGUAUUUUGAUGUUUUCCCCUUUCCUUUUCUCUUUCCCUGUGCUGGUCACUACUUACCUGUAAUAUAAUGACUAUGUAGCGCGCUUGUAAUAUAUAAGAGGGGUUGUUUGGGAUCCAAUAUAUAAUAAAUAAAAAGGAAAUAUCGAUAUCUUGAGGGAACAAA